This is a messenger RNA of Dicrocoelium dendriticum, 957 nucleotides long. The record is from the annotation of a GenBank genome assembly. Lineage: Eukaryota; Metazoa; Platyhelminthes; Trematoda; Plagiorchiida; Dicrocoeliidae.
AUGAAUGAUAAUUCCUACAAGAAAGCGCCUCACAGGAAAGCUUUGCUAACUUUUUAUGUAGUUCUAUGCGCGCAGAGCGCGCGAGAACCGGAACGCCGCGCCGCGGCGCGGCCGAACGCGGCGAACGACGCGACGACGCCGCGGCGACGCGCCGCUAACGGCGCGCGGACCGCGCGCGCGAACGAACGCCGGGCGCGGAACGCGAACGCCCGCGGACCGAAACGGCGCGCGCUGCGCGCGCGCCCGCGCUGCGCGACCCGCGCCGCGCGCCGCGAACGCGACGCGGUAGCCGACGCCCGCGACGAACGGACGACGGACGGCGCGCGGCGAACGGGGGGCGCUGACCGACGGCCUCCCGCGAAAACGCCCGCGCCCGGGCCGGACGCCCGCCGCGAACCGCCCCCGCCGGCACGUCGAACGCCGCGCGCACGCGCCGCCGGGACGCGGCGCGGAACGACGCGGAAAACGCGCGCGCGAACGGCGACCGGCCGCCGGCCGCGCCGACGCGGCGGCGGCGAGACGCGCGACGCGCCGACGCGGCGCGGCGAGCCGAAAAAACGCCGCCGCGCGAACGCGCGCGGACGGGCUGUAAACGACGACGCGAGCGCGAACCGCCGCGCGGCGCGCGGGACCGGCGGGCCGGCGACCGAACGCGCUCGCGCGACGACCGACCGACGCCGAAACCGCCCGACGACGCCAGCGCGACGCGACCGCCGCGCCGGCGACGACGCCGCGCCGAAACCUGAACAGGGACGCGGCGCGACCGCGCACGCGAGGGCCGCGCCGCAGCGGCGCGCUGAGGCGACGAACGCGCGGACGCGGACGGCGACCGCGCGCCGCGCGAACGAACCGAAUGCGCGCGCGGCCGACCGACGACGAGCGCGCGCGACAACGCGCAGGCAGAACUUGUGUGUGACCGUUCUGAAAGAGAAAAUGAUUAGGGUUCAAUUCACUUAG